This is a messenger RNA of Prunus avium (sweet cherry), 741 nucleotides long. The record is from RefSeq and is a predicted model, not a curated record. Lineage: Eukaryota; Viridiplantae; Streptophyta; Magnoliopsida; Rosales; Rosaceae.
AUGUUGAAAGUGACAAAACAUCGACAUAACCGUGAUAAUGUAUUUCCAGCACUGUUAAGAGCUAUCAAGCGAGGGAUGUUUGAGUUUACUGACAGUGUAUUGCAAGCAAGACCAGAUCUCAUGUGGCUCUCUAAUCAAAAGGGCAGGAACGUCUUUCAUUUGGCCGUUGAAUGUCGACAAGAAAAAAUCUAUAGCCUUAUUUAUAGACUCAAUGAAAGAAAAAGAAAAUUGAUUGGAAGUUUUACAGAUGAGUCUACCAAUAACGCGCUACAUGUGGCCGGGAUGCUAUACCCAUUGGCGAACCUCGAUAAUAUCGCAGGUGCAGCUUUGCAAAUGCAGAGAGAAGUGCAAUGGUUUAAGGAGGUCGAGACUAUCGUAUUACCCCGGGAUAAAGAAUCUACUAAUGACGACGGGAUGACGCCGCGUGAGCUGUUUACAAAGAACCACAAGGAAUUGGUGAAGGAAGGAGAAAGAUGGAUGAAAGAAACUGCAACUUCAUGUACAGUUGUAGGUGCUCUCAUUAUUACCAUCAUGUUUGCUGCAGCGUUCACAAUGCCCGGUGGAAACAAUGGACAAACAGGCUUCCCAAUAUUCCUGCAUAAAAAGUUUAGGGUUUUUAUAGUUUCAGAUGCUAUAUCACUCUUUUCUUCCACAACUUCAGUGUUGAUAUUUUUGGGAAUCCUUACAUCACGAUAUGCAAAAGACGAUUUCCUCAAAUCCUUACCCACAAAUAUGAUAAUC